Molecule: messenger RNA, 2980 nt
Organism: Zalophus californianus (California sea lion)
Lineage: Eukaryota; Metazoa; Chordata; Mammalia; Carnivora; Otariidae
Gene: KIFAP3
Product: kinesin associated protein 3
Exons: 20
Coding region: 259-2640 (793 amino acids)
Biological process (GO): cilium organization; microtubule-based movement
Cellular component (GO): ciliary transition zone; axoneme; kinesin II complex
Molecular function (GO): kinesin binding
Source: RefSeq, a predicted model, not a curated record
UGCGCCUUGCGGCGGGGCUUGCGGAGGCGGCUCUGGGCGGGUCCGGGUCCCUCCAGUGUUUUGGGGCCUAGGUGCUGUGGGAGGAGCCGGCGGCCUCACCGUGGUAACCGCAGCGCCGCCCCGCCGCCGCCCCGCCUUGCAGGUCUCUGGACUGUCAUCGCCUUUGGGUGUGGGGAUACUUUGGCCACCGUCCGCGGAGAUAGCUCCGCCGGCUUUCUCAGAUACCCCCAUCCUCCCCACGCUGCCGUCGCCGCCGCCAUGCAAGGGGAGGACGCCAGAUACCUCAAAAGGAAAGUUAAAGGAGGAAAUAUUGAUGUACAUCCAUCAGAAAAAGCACUCAUUGUUCAGUAUGAAGUAGAAGCUACCAUUCUUGGAGAAAUGGGUGAUCCCAUGUUGGGAGAACGAAAGGAAUGCCAAAAGAUCAUUCGUCUUAAGAGUCUCAAUGCCAACACAGAUAUAGCUUCCCUGGCACGGAAGGUGGUUGAAGAAUGUAAACUUAUUCAUCCCUCAAAAUUAAAUGAGGUAGAACAGCUGUUGUACUAUCUACAGAACCGCCGUGAUUCAUUGUCAGGAAAAGAAAAAAAAGAAAAAUCAAGCAAGCCUAAAGAUCCACCUCCUUUUGAAGGAAUGGAGAUUGAUGAAGUUGCUAACAUUAAUGAUAUGGAUGAAUACAUUGAGUUACUAUAUGAAGAUAUUCCUGACAAAGUUCGGGGUUCUGCUUUGAUCCUGCAGCUUGCCCGAAAUCCUGAUAACUUGGAAGAACUACUAUUGAAUGAAACUGCCCUUGGUGCAUUAGCAAGAGUCCUAAGGGAAGACUGGAAACAAAGUGUUGAGUUAGCUACAAAUAUAAUUUACAUCUUUUUUUGCUUUUCCAGCUUUUCUCAGUUUCAUGGACUUAUCACUCACUAUAAAAUUGGAGCUCUAUGUAUGAAUAUCAUUGAUCAUGAGUUAAAAAGACAUGAGCUGUGGCAAGAAGAACUCUCUAAGAAGAAGAAAGCUGUUGAUGAAGACCCUGAAAACCAAACCUUGAAAAAAGAUUAUGAAAAAACCUUUAAAAAAUACCAGGGGCUUGUGGUAAAACAAGAACAGCUCUUACGAGUUGCUCUUUAUUUGCUUCUGAAUCUUGCUGAAGAUACACGUACAGAACUGAAGAUGAGGAACAAGAACAUAGUUCACAUGCUGGUGAAGGCUCUUGAUCGGGACAAUUUUGAGCUGCUUAUUCUAGUUGUGUCAUUCUUGAAGAAACUCAGCAUUUUUAUGGAGAAUAAAAAUGAUAUGGUGGAAAUGGAUAUCGUUGAAAAACUGGUAAAAAUGAUACCUUGUGAACAUGAAGAUCUGCUGAAUAUCACCCUCCGACUUUUACUAAACUUAUCAUUUGACACAGGACUGAGGAAUAAGAUGGUACAAGUUGGACUGCUUCCCAAACUCACUGCACUCCUAGGUAAUGAAAACUACAAACAAAUAGCAAUGUGUGUCCUUUACCACAUAAGCAUGGAUGACCGCUUUAAAUCAAUGUUUGCAUACACUGACUGUAUACCACAGUUAAUGAAGAUGCUGUUUGAAUGUUCAGAUGAACGAAUUGACUUGGAACUCAUUUCUUUCUGCAUUAAUCUUGCUGCUAACAAAAGGAAUGUACAACUUAUCUGUGAAGGAAAUGGGCUGAAGAUGCUCAUGAAGAGGGCUCUGAAGUUCAAGGAUCCAUUGCUGAUGAAAAUGAUUAGGAAUAUUUCCCAGCAUGAUGGACCAACUAAAAAUUUAUUUAUUGAUUAUGUUGGGGACCUUGCAGCCCAGAUCUCUAAUGAUGAGGAAGAGGAGUUUGUGAUUGAAUGUUUGGGAACUCUUGCAAAUUUGACCAUUCCAGACUUAGACUGGGAACUGGUUCUUAAGGAGUACAAGUUAGUUCCGUACCUCAAGGAUAAACUAAAACCAGGUGCUGCAGAAGAUGACCUUGUCUUAGAAGUGGUCAUAAUGAUCGGAACUGUGUCUAUGGAUGACUCUUGUGCCGCACUGCUAGCCAAAUCUGGGAUAAUCCCUGCACUCAUUGAAUUGCUAAAUGCUCAACAAGAAGAUGAUGAAUUUGUAUGUCAGAUAAUUUAUGUCUUCUACCAGAUGGUUUUCCACCAAGCCACGAGAGAUGUCAUAAUCAAGGAAACACAGGCUCCAGCAUAUCUCAUAGAUCUGAUGCAUGAUAAAAAUAAUGAAAUCCGAAAGGUCUGUGAUAAUACAUUGGAUAUUAUAGCGGAAUAUGAUGAAGAAUGGGCUAAGAAAAUUCAGAGUGAAAAGUUUCGCUGGCAUAACUCUCAGUGGCUAGAGAUGGUAGAGAGCCGUCAGAUGGAUGAGAGUGAGCAGUACUUGUAUGGUGAUGAUCGAAUUGAGCCAUACAUCCAUGAAGGGGAUAUUCUUGAAAGACCUGACCUUUUCUAUAACUCAGAUGGAUUAAUUGCUUCUGAAGGAGCCAUAAGUCCAGAUUUCUUCAAUGAUUAUCACCUUCAAAAUGGAGAUGUAGCUGGGCAGCAUUCAUUUCCUGGCAGCCUUGGAAUGGAUGGCUUUGGCCAAUCAGUUGGCAUUCUUGGACGCCCUGCCACAGCUUAUGGAUUCCGCCCUGAUGAACCCUACUACUAUGGCUAUGGAUCUCGAUAAAGUCACACCUUUCCAUGUGUACUCUCAACUUAGAAGAAAUCUGUGUGGGUUGGGUUAACUUUGAAUCUUGGCUAAUAAUGCAUGUUGAUAUUAUUGUGGGUCUGUAUUUUUUUUCCAUGCUGUUAGCUACAAAUUAACUGAUCCCUCUGCCCUCUGUUAAGUACAGUUGAUGUUUGACACUGUUCACCGCAUCUUGAUGCUGAAUAACAUUUCCCGUGUUAUUCAAAGAGACGCAAAAGUAAAUGCUGAAAAGCAACCAGACUGGAAAACAAACACUACAUUAUGUACAUUAAGUGACUAAUUUAAUUUCUAUUAAAAAGAAGGAUAAAGUACAAAUGAA